AUGGAAUCUAUCGAACAACAAGAAGCGAAGACGAACCCGGAAAUUCUGCGCGAGAAAAGCGUUAGAAUAUAUUAUUCGCCCCCCCAGUCUUCCAAAAAAGUUAUCACCAUUCCUCAUUCAACGUACGACGCCGCUCCCCUUUUGCACUCUUACGACGACAGUCCGCAACGUUGGGAUAAUACCAACGGGCAUCAAGCAGGCGUCAUCAUAGAUCAGUUCCGGAGCGGUAAAACGAUCACCAUUGAGGGAGGCACCAGUACCGGUGACACGAGCAUCGGCGGCGGCAGCGAUUUACGACUGGUAAUAACGGCUAAUCAAAACGAUAGUGAGCGCAAUUACGACCAGCUCAGUAAUCGAGGCGGCGGAGGAGGCGGCGGCGUUAUAGGCGUCAGCUGCGGUGGCCAAACACCACCGACACCUACGGUCGGCAAGACUCUGCUCAACACCAGCCCCAAUUUACUACCGAUUACAACCGCUACCGAUACGUUUAAUAACCUUAAGAAUCUGGUGAAAAUCGACAAGGGUUCUUCACCCGCAUCGAAUCACGCCGGCGGCAAUAGCAACUAUCGCAUCAACAAGGGUGCAGGCGGUGGGUCCAGUUACAAAUCUGGCAGCGGUAGUUCGCAAGUGGUAGGCAACGAAAGCAUUGGUAGAAACGGCGCACUUGGCCGAUCAGUUGGUGGCCAAUCUGGACACUUUUCUACUGGAUAUAAUAAAAAUUCCGCCAAAAUUCGUCAACACGAUUCGGAAGUGAGCCCAAGACCUCGACGAUCUUACCAGGGUGACUCGUCGUCGUCGCGUUACUAUAACAAAAAUAGUGACAUUUUGGGUCAAAGCAGCAAUCAGUCGCAGCCAAACUCAGUAGUUACUGGAGGCAGCGCUGAUACAGCAUAUAACGGUGGUCGCUAUACCAUCGGCAGUGAGCAACAAGCUGGAGGACAUCGCGGUGGUGGUGGUCGCAACUAUCACCAAAACUCUGAUGGCGGCGGCUACAAUCGCAAUCUAAACUCCAACGGCGGUGGCAGCGGUGGUGGUAACUAUCGCUCCCAACAGCACCACCACAACUCACGCUACGAGAACGGCAAUGGAAAUGGACAACAGCGUCAUUACGGCAACUCCACGUCGAACGCUAGCUACAAUAACAACAACCAGCAGAACAACGGCAGCAACAAUCCCAAGUCAUCAUCAUCGUACGGGCCGCGUGGUGGCAACGAUAGCAAUGUUGGCCUGAAUGUGCGCUCGAAUUACCGCGACGAUUACAACACCAACAACAGUUAUCGCGACUACGACGACUCACCGGCUCACCAGCGCUAUAAUAGUGGGGGCAGUGGAAACGGCACCGGAGCGGGCAACACAAACAGCCUAGAACGCAACGGCCACGGAGGCGGCGGUCGGUUUCGAUCGGGAGCUGACUCGCUACCGCCAUCCGCUUUGCGCAACGACGAUCGUUACGAGCGGGGGCAAAACAACCGUACGCCCCCGGUGCGGAACGGCAAUGUGUCUUCGGCACAGGCUUCUACUUCAGCUUCAACUUCUAACUCUUCGAAUACUUCUCUAAACGCAAAUCGCGGCCCUUCUACACAGCAGGAUUCGGUGAAUGUGGCUCAGCAGCCGUUGAAGUCAGCCACACCACCACCUGUCGCUGGCCGCUGGAUACCACCAUCUUUGCGACCACAGCAUGGACUCACCCAGAGCGAGAAGAACGACGCAGUGUUCCGUAGAGUGCGUGGCAUAUUAAAUAAAUUAACUCCGGAGAAGUUCCAGGAAUUGAGCGAUGAGUUGCUUAAGCUUGAUUUAAAUACAAUUGUCAUACUCAAUGGCGUUAUUUUGCUGAUUUUCGACAAAGCAUUGGACGAGCCGAAGUACUCGUCUAUGUAUGCACAGCUGUGCAAGCGUCUCUCCGAGGAAGCACCAUCUUUUGAAAAGGAACCGAAUAAUUCGUGCACAUUCUUGCGCUUGUUAAUUGCUGUUUGUCGCGAUAAAUUUAACAAUCGUUUAAAGCGUGACGAGAACGACAAUCGACCACCAGCCGAAAAUGAGGCCGACGAGGAAGAGAGACGCCACUUGGCGAAACAGCGGAUGCUGGGGAACGUCAAGUUCAUCGGUGAGCUCAACAAGUUGGACAUGUUGUCGAAAAAUGUGUUGCACCAGUGCAUCAUGGAGCUAUUGGACAAGAAGAAGAAGCGUACGGCCGGUGCGCAGGAAAUGUGCGAGGACAUGGAAUGCUUGGCUCAAUUGCUCAAGACUUGCGGCAAGAAUUUGGAUUCAGAACAGGGCAAAGAGCUGAUGAACCAGUACUUUGAGACGUUGGAACGUCGUUCAAAGUCAACUGAAUAUCCACCAAGGAUACGCUUCAUGCUAAAGGAUGUUAUCGAACUGCGCCAGAAUCACUGGGUGCCACGCAAGGUAGGCACAACCGAGGGACCAGUGCCGAUAAAGCAAAUACGCUCGGACGACGACUCGAUAAUACGCACGCCAUUCGCCAAUCGGAAUCGCGAUAUGCGCAAUAAUGAUCGUGACGGAGAUAGCUGGAUGAACCGAUGGAUGAAUCUUCAGCCCGGUGGCUACAAUGAUAUGUUCAGCGGCCUUAGUGUAACCGGUGCCUCGCCUAUUGUAUCACCAUUUGCAACCAGUGCAAAUAACCAACGUGAGAAUCGUCAAUAUAAUAACCGUGAUCGCAACAAUCAGAGUGGCGGUGGAGGCAAUUACAACAAUCGCUAUAAUAAACAUAACCAGAAUAGCGGCGGUAAUGGUGGAAAUCGCGAGGAUUCACGCAACUCCUCUCAUAGAAACAACGAUCGAAACGAUGCCCAAUAUGGUGGUAAUCAACUGCUGGGCAGCAAAGAGCUGGCACCGCGUUUCAAACGUAAUUUGAUCUCGACAAAUCAAGAUGCAGUCGAAAAUUUGCAAAUGCGUCCGGCUGCCAACUCCUUGCUUUUCCGAGCAGCUUCUCAGAAUCAGAAAUUUCCGACAACACUUCCCAUAUCAACACCACCCAAUGUUAAUGGCACCUCACAAAAUAAGGAGCAGCAGCCACAGCUGUCCAAUUCUCAUUAUCCUUUGCUUGCAACUCCAACUUCUCAUCUAAUCAAUCCAACGCGUCCGGCAUCCACUCCGUCGGCGGAAUAUGCUGAGAACAAGCAAACACAGGCAUCUCAUUUGCAGGGUGGCGCUGAGAAGGGUCUAAAAGCCACAUCGUCCUCGCCCAAUUUUGGAACAACACAAGUUUGCGAGAAGCCCACUGAGCAGCAACAUAAUGACAACUAUUUGGCAAAGAGAACACCUUCUGAAAGCAAAGAUCAAGGCAACUCGAAAAACGGCUCGGUUGAACGUCCAUCCACUCCUGUUGGUGGUUCCAACAAGCAACUGAAGAAAGACAAGGGGCCAAGCAAAGAAGAAUUGGCUAAGAAGGCAAGUGUGUACUUCAAGGAGAAAUUCUACUAUGACGAGCAGACCGAAGAGAUAAUAAACUGCAUCGACAGUGCUGUAAACGCGCCAGAUCAAUUCGCCGAGCUAGUUGAUGGAUUCCUUGAGUUAAAACUUCCAGAAAAGUCUUUAAAGGACGUGUGUAUCAACUUGCUUAUGGAGGUGUUGGACCGUGUGAGCGAUGUCUACCUGGAACGCGUCGUGCGUUUCUUGCAGACAUUGCGCAAACAGUCCAGCAUCAAACCGAACGUUGUGGUCGAAGUUUUCAAGCAGCUCGUUAACAAGAUGAACGAACGUGAAGCUCUAAACCCACGCAUUACCGCCCUUGUUGCAAAUGUGCUCAGCAAGGCAGUGUGCGAGGAGCCGGCAUUAAUUAAGUUAAAUGAUAUUGCCAAUUACACUGACAACGGGCAACACUAUCCGCUAUUUUUAUUGGUGCUGCAGCAGCUUCACAAAACAAUUGGAAAGGAAGCACUGGAGGAGAAGUUCCGAGCGAGUAGAAUCGAUUUAAUGAACAACUUACCGGAAGUGGAUCGGAAUAAAGAACGCAUGGCCGAAAUUUUAGAGGAUCGCCAGCUGGCUUUCCUUUAUCCAUUGCUUAAAGUGCAAUCUGAGAUGUUGAAACAGCUACAAGGCGAUCCCAAUCCAAAUAACUUCUACAAGUGGAUUAAGGCAAAUGUAGACAACAAAUAUUAUAAAGAUCCUGGUUUUAUUCAGGCCCUGAUGACGGUCAUUGUCAAAUACAUAACUAAGGAGACGACAUUGGCCAACAAUGUAGACCCAAAGGAACAUCCAGAGAAAUCAGUGACACAAAAGGAGCAAGCUAUGCUCGAAACAUACAGCCAGAUGCUUCAGACCUUUUUAAGCCAAAACGAAUUGCAACUAAUGGCGCUAUAUGCUCUACAACUUUUCUGCUAUAAUGAAAAUUUCCCCAAAGGUAUGCUUUGCCGCUGGUUCAAAUAUCUAUACGAUUCCGAGAUUAUUGAGGAAGAAGCUUUCGUUCUCUGGAAAGAGGAAAUUUCCGACAAAUACCCAGGCAAAGGGUCUGCGCUGUUCCAAGUGAACGCCUGGUUGACUUGGCUACAGGAAGCCGAAUCUGAAGAUGAUGAGGAUUAAGCACCUUAUAAACACUAUUUGUAUAUCACUGCUAUAUUUAUUCAAGAUUAACACAUUACGUAACGGAAAAAAGCUAGAAAAACAAAAAAAAAAAACAAGAAGGUUUAAAAUUGCGGUUGCAAGUCUUAGUCAAAUUGUAGUAAAAGAAAACAAAAAAUAACUCAAAACAAUACAGAUCAAAAUUAUUUGAUAUUCGUUCAAAAAAUCUUAAUCCAAAGUCAAUAAAAUGCAAUAGACGGAAACCACAAUUAUGAUAUUUAUCGGGAACCUAGCAAUCGCAGCAUUCAAGAGCUGCAUAAUUCAUUUGACGCGCGAAAUGUUAAACAAAAGUUUUUAAUUAUAUUGAAGUCCUAAUUGCUAACAUACAUACAUAUAACCAUAAAAUAGUGAAUUCCAUUUAUUUUACUAACUAAAAUGAAA
Molecule: messenger RNA, 4962 nt
Organism: Scaptodrosophila lebanonensis
Lineage: Eukaryota; Metazoa; Arthropoda; Insecta; Diptera; Drosophilidae
Gene: NAT1
Product: eukaryotic translation initiation factor 4 gamma 2
Exons: 4
Coding region: 1-4542 (1513 amino acids)
Cellular component (GO): eukaryotic translation initiation factor 4F complex
Molecular function (GO): protein binding; translation initiation factor activity; mRNA binding
Source: RefSeq, a predicted model, not a curated record